AUGGAGAACGCUGCACCAAUGUCCAACCUGAAAAUGCUCCCAACCGAGCUUUUCGCAAUGGUCGCAGAUUACUCGUCUCCUGCAGACAUUGCAACUCUCCGCGUCGUUUCUCGCCAAUGCGAGUACAAAAUUCGACGUCUCUACGCCGAAAGAUGCUUCACAAAUCUCCCAAUCCUCCUCAACAGCGAGCGAAGUCUGAGAGAAGCACUGAAAAUCUCACAACACCCGGUUUUCGGCGGCAACGUGUCAACACUCACCAUACAUCUGGAUGAGUUGCCACCUUACAAAUCCUCUGCGAGAAAGCAAAAGCAGAAGCAGCUGCUACAAGACAUUCAUCAGGGCAGCGCCCAACAAGACGACAUCCACGUCCCACAGCGCAAACUCCUCUCCGAGCUCUUGCAAAGCAACCUCAAAACCCUCACAACAAUCCGUCUAAAAUCCGGUUCUCCCCCCCUCACCAAAAUGGACUGGUCCUCAAACAAAACAAAAGCCUACAGAGCCCUAGCCUCUCGCUACCUCCGCCCCCCAAAACAAGACGACCGAAGAGCCUUCUCCAUCGUCGUAGGCGCCAUGUCCGACACCCUCACACACUCUCCAGAGAACUACAAAAUCUCCACCUUCUCCCUCGAAAACAGCGAGCACACCAACAAAGCCUGGAGUUUCCCCCUCCGCAACAUCUCCACCCUCAUCGCCACCGACACAAUCUCCUCCUGGCGAAACCUCCAACCCCGUCUCAAAUCCCUCGAACUCACCCUCAACAUCACACCAGCAGGGCAAAGCAUCGAAGUAAUAGACCUCUUCACCGCACCGCGAGCGUUCGGACGAAACAUGCCCGAACUCGAGAGCUUGACACUCAACAUCCCCCGUACAGGCUGUACGUGUCUGAGCGAUUACCCCAUGCGAGUAAUUCUCUCCCAAACCCAGCUUCCGAAAUUGAAAGUUUUGAAAUUGAGGAAUGCGGUGUUGACGGAUUUUGGGUUGGAACGGGUUUUGAGACAGCAUUUUUUGACGAUUGAGAGGGUGGUUUUGGAAAGGUGUUUUUGGGGGGAGAGGGGGGAAAGGGAUUGUGGGGCGGUGAAGGGGGAGAUGGAGGGGAGGUAUAAUGUGUUGGAGGUUUUGGAGUAG
This is a messenger RNA of Pseudocercospora fijiensis CIRAD86, 1125 nucleotides long. RefSeq lists its product as uncharacterized. Bases 1 to 1125 code for a protein of 374 amino acids. Lineage: Eukaryota; Fungi; Ascomycota; Dothideomycetes; Mycosphaerellales; Mycosphaerellaceae. The transcript has a single exon. The record is from RefSeq and is a predicted model, not a curated record.